Molecule: messenger RNA, 4150 nt
Organism: Vollenhovia emeryi
Lineage: Eukaryota; Metazoa; Arthropoda; Insecta; Hymenoptera; Formicidae
Gene: AlaRS
Product: alanine--tRNA ligase, cytoplasmic
Exons: 16
Coding region: 8-4084 (1358 amino acids)
Biological process (GO): tRNA modification; alanyl-tRNA aminoacylation
Cellular component (GO): cytoplasm; mitochondrion
Molecular function (GO): amino acid binding; alanine-tRNA ligase activity; ATP binding
Source: RefSeq, a predicted model, not a curated record
UGAGCAUAUGCUUCUCUGUACACUCGGUAGUUUCGACACUUGGAAUUUAAUUACAGCUGAGCGUGCAAGCGUACGACCUGUCUCCUUUCCAGAAAUAUUGCCAAAAGGAACUGAAUCUAAUCGAGAAGACACGUUGAAUAACCUCAUCAAAGCUUACCGGCACUCGCAAGCACGAGCGCGCGCACGUGCUCUCCGAGCCUCUCUCCCUCUCUCCUUUCCCUCGCGACCACCGUGUCAGCUGUGUCGCCUGGACUUCCGCGUCUCACCUGACGGUAAGUCCCGCGGGUCUGUCGCUACCCUUUUCCGCCCCCUCGUCGAAAUCUCGGUCAGAGGAAUGUAUUUACAUAGAGGAAACUAUUACAUCGUGGAGGGAACUGCGCGUUCCGCCUCGCGUACGAUGUCACGUCGUGGCUCACCUGCGCGUCUGACGCAACCGAGGCCAUAUGGCGAGUCACGCCGCGGAGCACCAUUACAGAAGCCCGAGGAUACCACGAUGGAGAGCAGCAUGAACGCGAAGCAGAUACGCCAAGCCUACAUAGACUUCUUCAAGAGCAAGGGUCACGAAUACGUGCACUCGAGCUCGACGAUACCCCACGAUGACCCGACCUUGCUCUUCACGAACGCCGGGAUGAAUCAGUUCAAGCCGAUUUUCCUGGGGACGGCCGACCCGAACAGCGAUAUGGCGAGAUGGGUGCGCGUUGUAAACAGCCAGAAGUGCAUCCGGGCCGGCGGCAAGCACAACGAUCUGGACGACGUUGGCAAAGAUGUCUAUCAUCACACGUUCUUCGAGAUGAUGGGCAACUGGUCCUUCGGCGACUACUUCAAGAAAGAGAUAUGCACCUGGGCCUGGGAAUUUUUGACGGAUGUACUGAAGCUACCAGCUGACAGGCUGUACGUGACAUACUUUGGCGGGGAUGAGAAGUGUGGAUUGGCGCCGGACGACGAGUGCAAGAAUCUGUGGCUUUCUCUCGGAGUACCCGCCUCGCACGUUCUGCCGGGCAACAUGAAGGACAACUUUUGGGAAAUGGGCGAGACCGGUCCGUGCGGGCCGUGCAGUGAAUUGCAUUACGAUCGUAUUGGUGGCAGAGAGGCAGCUCACCUCGUAAACAUGGACGAUCCCGAUGUGCUGGAAAUCUGGAAUCUGGUGUUCAUUCAGUACAACAGGGAGUCAGACGGCAGUCUUAAAUCAUUACCGAAAAAGCAUAUAGACUGCGGCUUGGGUUUAGAACGACUGGUGUCGGUGAUUCAAAAUAAACGCGCUAAUUAUGACACCGAUCUGUUCGUGCCUUUGUUCGCCGCGAUCGAGAAAGGUACAGGCGCCCCGCCCUAUCAAGGUAAAAUAGGGGCUGACGAUGUCAACGGAAUCGACAUGGCGUAUAGAGUUCUGGCUGAUCACGCUCGAACUAUCACAAUUGCCCUGGCGGAUGGAGGAAUGCCUGACAACACUGGCAGAGGAUACGUGCUAAGAAGAAUUUUACGGCGCGCCGUGCGCUACGCAACUGAGAAAUUAAACGCUAAGCAAGGCUUCUUCGGAUCUCUCGUGAACGUAGUGGUGGAUCUUCUCGGUGAAGUUUUUCCGGAGGUAAAGAAAGAUCCACAAAGUAUCAUCGAGGUCAUCAACGAGGAAGAGGCUCAAUUUUUGAAAACUCUAUCGCGGGGUCGUAACUUGCUAAACAGAACGGUAGCAAAGCUGGAAUCGACCGAUACUGUGCCAGGCGAUGUCGCAUGGCGCUUGUACGACACUUACGGCUUCCCGAUCGAUCUCACUCAGCUAAUGACUGAGGAGAAAGGAUUGAAAAUUGAUAUGGCAGGCUACGAAGAAUCUAAGAAGCAAGCACAGUUAAUUUCUCAAAACAAAGCCGGCGGUGUAGACGACCAAAUUAAUUUGGAUGUCCAUGCCAUUACCGAACUGCAAAAGCAAGGUGUUAAACCUACAGACGACUCGCCCAAAUAUAAUUACAAAGUAACAAACUCCGUUAAAUAUGAAGAAUAUGAAUUUGCACCGUGUAUUGGUACUGUAAUCGCACUGAGACGCGCCAAGACAUUCGUCGACAAAGUAUCUUCCGGCGAAGAAGUUGGAAUCUUAUUGGACAAGACAAACUUUUACGCGGAGCAAGGGGGACAGAUAUACGAUGAAGGAUUUUUAGUGAAAGUCGACGAUGAGGCUACAGAGAUUCGCGUGAAGAACGUUCAAGUCAGAGCCGGUUACGUGCUACACAUUGGUACCGUGGGCGAGGGCACGUUAAGAAAGGGAGAUAAAGUCCACGCGAAUGUGGAUACAGAACGUAGACGGCUUGUGAUGGCUAAUCACAGUGCCACGCACGCCCUGAAUCAUGCGCUCCGAAAGGUCUUGGGGACGGAGGCCGAUCAAAAAGGAUCGUUAGUCGCACCUGACAGGCUCCGCUUUGACUUUACAAACAAAGGUCCAAUGACGGGAGGGCAAUUGAAAGACACAGAAUUGUUCACCAACGACAUGAUCCAGGCAAACAAGAAAAUUUACGCUAAAGAAAGCAACUUGGCCAUAGCGAAAACGAUUCAGGGUUUGCGCGCAAUGUUCGAAGAGACGUAUCCUGAUCCGGUACGUAUCGUCAGUAUGGGCGUGCCAAUUGAGAAUCUAGAAAAGAAUCCCUUAAGCACGGCUGCUCUUGAAACCAGCGUGGAAUUUUGCGGCGGGACGCACUUACAUUACACUAGCCACAUAGGCGAUUUUGUAAUAGCCAGUGAGGACGCUAUCGCUAAAGGUAUCAGACGCAUAGUAGCGCUUACUGGACCGGAAGCGACGAAAGCUUUAAGAACGAUGAGGAUCUUAGAAAAUCAAAUACAUCAGAUUCAAGUAACGAUCGAAGCUGACAAGUCUGGAACGAACUCUAAGGAAUAUGUGAAAAAGAUAGUGGAACUAACGGAUGAGAUAUCCCAUGCCCUCGUUCCUGUGUGGUGGAAGGAUAACGUGCGCAACACAUUGAGAGAGUUAAAGAAGUCUCUCGACGACAAAGAACGAGCAACCAAGGCAGCUGUCAUCAGCACGGUUGUAAAAACUGCUCAGACUAUAAUAGAGUCCAAGGUUGGAUGUCAAGUGUUAGUUGAGGUGCUGGAGGCCUACAAUAAUACGAAAGCUCUAGAUCUGGCGUUGAAGAAAAUCAGAGCUAUAUCGCCAGAAACCAGUGCCUUGCUUAUAAGCGUCGAUCGCGACGUCAAGAAGAUAUUCGCUCUAGCUUCUGUUUCCAAAUCCGCGAUAUCCAAGGGGCUGAAGGCAAAUGAAUGGAUCCAGGCAAUUGCGUCUUUGAUGCAAGGCAAAGGAGGUGGAAAGCCCGAAUCUGCGCAAGCUUCGGGUACAAAUGUAGCAGGCUUGAACGAAACAGUCAGCAAAGCCAAUGAGUUUGCUAAUCAAAAGCUGGGGAUUAUAGACAAUAAUACUGCUAAUACUACACGUAAGACCUCCGAAACUAUUCAAUCACAUAAUACGGGAUCUUCUUCAAAAUUGGUACUUUAUGGGAACAAUGGAAGCACUAAGUGCUACUUAGCACAAAUAAUCGCGCAGUACAGCGGCAAAUGUCUGACUGUUAAGCAAGUUGGAGACGAACAUAAAAUAUGUUCUAGCGACAUAAUGUUAGAAACGGCAGAUGUUACGUUACACAAUAUCAAUGCCAUUGCGUUCUUUUUGUCAAAUUCGCAGCUCCGGCGUGAGGAUGAUUUGUUCGCGUCCAGCCAAGUUUUGCAAUGGAUGAGCUAUGUGCAAAACCACAUUUUACCAGCGGUUAGCGGCUGGGUACUUCCGUCACUUGGCGUUUCUGUAUCGAAAGAUAUGAAAGCGAAUGCAAAAAUUUCCAAGGAGGAUCUUCUUUGCACCAUGAAAAGGAUGGACGAGAUACUACGUACGAGGACGUACUUGAUAGGAGAAAGGAUCACCCUGGCGGAUGUAUCAGUUUUUACCGCGUUACUACCUUUGUACGAACAUGUGCUCGAUCCGCAUUACAGAAAGCAAUGUACGAAUUUAAACAGAUGGUUCUCGACAAUCCUGAAUCAGCCGCAGGUAAAAUGUGUAGUAAAGAAUUUUACGUUUUGCGCCGAAGCUACGCGCUGUUGACGCGGAUAAGGACUCCCGUUUUGUACACGUUUUUAUCGGAUUUAUUAUACGAAAGUUACAUGGAAA